ACAAAAGACUUAUCAAUCGAAUGAAAAGUCGAAAAGUGUUUUUGUCAAAUCAUUGCAUUCAUUUGGAUUUUCAUUAUUUUCAUGAAUUUAGUCUUGUUAAUUAAUUGAUUGCAGUUUGUAAAGUGAAAAAAUAUAAAAUGAAUAUCACAUCGGCAGCAGGGAUAAUAUCCCUGCUCGACGAACCCAUGUCCGAAGUAAAGGAGUUCGCUUUAAAGAGGUUGGAUAACAUCGUUGACGAAUUUUGGCCAGAAAUAUCAGAGUCCAUUGAGAAGAUCGAGAUCUUGCACGAAGAUAAAGUGUUUACACAGCAUCAGCUGGCAGCGUUGGUCGCUAGUAAAGUUUAUUACCACUUAGGUGCGUUUGAGGAUUCGUUGACGUACGCAUUGGGAGCUGGCGAUUUGUUCGACGUAAAUGCACGAAACGAAUAUGUGGACACAACUAUUGCAAAAGCUAUUGAUUUCUAUACCCAGAAGAGGAAGGCAUUGUUCGUGGAUAGUUCUGGGGAGGCCAUUGACCCUCGAUUGGAGGCUAUAGUGAAUAGGAUGUUCCAGAGGUGCCUGGACGAUGGGCAGUAUCGACAGGCGCUAGGGUUAGCGCUGGAAACCCGCCGGAUGGACAUCUUUGAGCAGUCUAUCAUGAAAUCUGAUGAUGUUGCUGGUAUGCUUCAGUAUGCUUUCACAGUGGCAAUGAGUCUCCUCCAAAACAGGGGAUUCCGUAGUACCGUCCUCCGGUCCCUAGUGGGUCUGUACAGAGGUCUCAACAUCCCGGACUAUGUCAACAUGUGUCAGUGUCUAAUCUUCCUGGAAGACCCUCUAUCAGUGGCUGAAAUAUUAGACAAACUUACAUCAGGUCCACAAGAGUCUGUUCUUAUGGCCUAUCAAAUAGCCUUUGACUUAUAUGACUCAGCUACGCAACAAUUUCUUGGCAGAGUUCUACAAGCUUUGAGGACAACUGCCCCCAUCCCUAGUGCCCUUGGUGGAAAGCCACAACCACAAGGUGGACCAUUCCCAGAAGCAGCUAUGGAAGUUGAAACACCUGCUGAAGAAGCCAAAAGUUCAGAAAGGAACAUUGAUAGCCUGAAUGACGAAGAAAAAGAACAUCAGAGAAGGGUAGAAAAAUUAAUCUCAAUUUUAGGUGGAGAUGUCUCCAUCGGAUUACAAUUACAAUUCUUAAUAAGAUCAAAUCAUGCUGACAUGCUUAUACUGAAGAACACUAAGGAUGCCAUCAGAGUAUCCAUUUGUCAUACAGCCACGGUUAUAGCUAAUGCUUUUAUGCACGCUGGAACAACAAGUGAUCAGUUCCUGAGAGACAAUCUUGAGUGGUUGGCUCGGGCCACCAACUGGGCUAAACUAACUGUGACAGCAUCACUUGGAGUCAUACACAGAGGUCAUGAGAAUGAAUCCUUAGCCCUCAUGCAAUCUUAUCUCCCUAAAGAAGCUGGUCCCUCAUCUGGCUACUCUGAAGGUGGUGGUUUAUAUGCUCUUGGAUUAAUCCAUGCUAACCAUGGUGCGAAUAUCAUUGAUUACCUUUUAACUCAAUUAAAAGAUGCCCAAAAUGAAAUGGUUCGCCAUGGUGGCUGCCUUGGCUUGGGUUUAGCUGCUAUGGGCACUCAUCGCCAAGAUGUUUAUGAACAACUCAAGUUUAAUCUCUAUCAAGAUGAUGCAGUUACAGGCGAGGCUGCAGGAAUUGCCAUGGGUAUGGUCAUGUUAGGCUCGAGACAUGCUGCAGCCAUUGAAGAUAUGGUUGCAUAUGCACAGGAAACUCAACAUGAGAAGAUCCUCAGAGGUUUGGCAGUAGGCAUAGCCUUCACUAUGUAUGGAAGACUUGAAGAAGCUGAUGCUUUAGUCCAGCAAUUGUUAAGAGACAAAGAUCCACUUUUGCGGCGUGCAGGUUGCUAUACCAUAGCAACUGCUUACUGUGGAACUGGAAACAAUGAUUCAAUACGUACACUUCUUCAUGUUGCUGUAUCUGAUGUUAAUGAUGAUGUUCGUCGUGCAGCUGUAACUGCUCUUGGUUUCUUACUCUUCAGGACACCAGAACAAUGUCCUUCAGUAGUUUCACUUUUGGCGGAAUCUUACAAUCCUCAUGUACGCUAUGGAGCAGCAAUGGCACUGGGAAUUGCUUGUGCUGGCACAGGAAAUCGUGAGGCAAUUGGCCUCCUAGAACCAAUGGUCAAAUUUGACCCUGUCAAUUUCGUGAGGCAGGGUGCAUUGAUUGCUUCAGCUAUGAUUCUUAUACAACAAACUGAAACAUUGUGCCCUAAAGUUACAUAUUUCCGUCAACUGUAUGCUCAAGUUAUCUCAAACAAGCACGAAGAUGUGAUGGCAAAAUUCGGAGCCAUUUUAGCUCAAGGCAUUAUUGAUGCUGGUGGGCGUAAUGUUACGGUUUCUCUUCAGAAUAGAACUGGCCACAUGAACAUGUUAGCUGUUGUGGGCAUGCUAGUAUUCACUCAAUACUGGUACUGGUUCCCUCUCGCCCACUGCCUGUCUUUGGCCUUUACUCCUACCUGCUUGAUUGCUCUCAACUCUGACUUGAAAAUGCCUCAGCUAGAUUUCAAGUCUAAUGCCAAACCUUCUCUGUAUGCUUAUCCUGCCCCUCUGGAAGAGAAGAAGCGUGAAGAAAGAGAACGAGUUACUACUGCAGUGUUGAGCAUUGCCGCAGCAAGAGCUCGCAGGCGCGCUCACGGUACUGAAGGGUCGACUGGCAGCGCUUCCUCAUCUUCAACUUCUAAAAUGGACGUAGAUGAGGACGAAAAAAAGCCAUCAAAAUCCCCAAACCCAAAUAUUACAGUUCAUGGCAAGACAGAAAAAGAUUCAGGCUCAUCUAAAGAUGGGAAGAAGGAGGAAAAAGAUGGAGAUGAGAAAGAAACAAAGGAAAAGAAGGAACCUGAACCAACAUUUGAAAUUUUGAAUAAUCCAGCUCGAGUAAUGAGACAGCAACUGAAGGGGCUCACUAUUGUGGAAGGUUCAGGAUUUACACCAUUGAAAGACAUUACGAUUGGUGGAAUUGUAAUGUUGAACCACUCUGGAGAUAUCGAGCAAGUACUUGUUGAGCCUGUUGCAGCCUUUGGACCCAAGACAGAGGAAGAAAAAGAACCUGAGCCACCAGAGCCUUUCGAAUACUUGGAUGAUUGAUAUAGUCUUUUUGGCUAAAGUUAUUCAUGUAUUCUUAUCUAUAGAAAAUAAACAUAAUAUAAAAUGUAUUGAACAAGUUAUGAUAACUAGAACGUAAAAUGUUAAAGUACAUUGAAUUACUAACAAAAGCAGAAUAAAUGUUUUUCUUCUCUCAUCUCAAUAAAUAUAUUAUGUCCAUA
Molecule: messenger RNA, 3313 nt
Organism: Amyelois transitella
Lineage: Eukaryota; Metazoa; Arthropoda; Insecta; Lepidoptera; Pyralidae
Gene: Rpn2
Product: 26S proteasome non-ATPase regulatory subunit 1
Exons: 2
Coding region: 138-3134 (998 amino acids)
Biological process (GO): regulation of protein catabolic process; proteasome-mediated ubiquitin-dependent protein catabolic process
Cellular component (GO): proteasome complex; proteasome regulatory particle, base subcomplex; proteasome storage granule
Molecular function (GO): enzyme regulator activity
Source: RefSeq, a predicted model, not a curated record